AUGCUUCCAUUGUAUCUUUUAACAGCUGCAAAAAACCAACCUAUCCUCGUUGAAUUGAAAACAGGAGAGACGUACAAUGGAAACUUAACCAACUGCGAUUCAUGGAUGAAUCUAACAUUACAUGAUGUAAUUCAAACCAAUGCCGAUGGCGAUGAAUUUGCCAAGAUUUCCGAAAUAUACAUCAAAGGGAUGCAUAUUAAGUAUUUACGUAUACCUGAUCAAAUCAUGGAUCAUGUCAAGGAACAAAAUAUGUACCAUCAACACCAUCAUGGACAGGAUAAUAGAAAUAGAUUUGUCAAGAGAAGAGACGGGGGUGUAGGAAGAGAUCAUAGAGAUAACCGAGAUGCCAGCGGAAGAAACGGUGGUAGGAAUAAUAGAGAUGGUGGCAAUGGAAGUGGAAGAGGCAGAGGACAAGGAGGAAAUAGACCCAAUAGUAAUCGUCGAGCUAACCAGUAA
Molecule: messenger RNA, 456 nt
Organism: Lodderomyces margitis
Lineage: Eukaryota; Fungi; Ascomycota; Pichiomycetes; Serinales; Debaryomycetaceae
Product: U6 snRNA complex subunit
Exons: 1
Coding region: 1-456 (151 amino acids)
Biological process (GO): P-body assembly; nuclear-transcribed mRNA catabolic process; spliceosomal snRNP assembly
Cellular component (GO): P-body; spliceosomal tri-snRNP complex; U6 snRNP
Molecular function (GO): U6 snRNA binding
Source: RefSeq, a predicted model, not a curated record